Molecule: messenger RNA, 519 nt
Organism: Rhizophagus irregularis DAOM 181602=DAOM 197198
Lineage: Eukaryota; Fungi; Glomeromycota; Glomeromycetes; Glomerales; Glomeraceae
Source: RefSeq, a predicted model, not a curated record
AUGCCUCGAGAAUUCAGUAAAGAUUUGUACUGGCGUAUAGUUUACCUUUAUACCGAUGGUUUGUCAACUAUGGAUAUUGCCAAUACGUUGCAUAUGAGUAAAGGUGUUGUAAAUAAAAUAAAAAAGAGAUAUAACCGUUGGGCAUGUAUUAUAAAUCCUUUCAAAGGUGUUCCUGGCCGAAGAAAACUAUUUAGUAGAAGAGACAUGACUAUACUUAGAGGUCUUGUCAGAGAAAAGGUAGACUGGUACUUAGACGAAUUGAUAUAUGAAAUGGAAUGUCUAAUAGGAAAAAGAGCAUCCAUUGCAACUCUCUGGAGGUCGCUUCAAUAUUUAGGAAUUACUCGAAAAAAGUUGCAAAAAGCAGCACUAGAAAGAAAUGAAAUUGUACGAGCACACUAUUUAGCUACAAUUGGUGAACAUUAUACCCGAAAUCAACUUAUUUUUAUUGACGAAAGUGCUAAAGAUGAAAGAAGUUUGUCGCGUUUAUAUGGUUAUUCUCCCAGAAAUACACCUGCUUAA